Messenger RNA from Anopheles funestus (African malaria mosquito), 2991 nucleotides. RefSeq lists its product as uncharacterized. The coding region runs from base 1644 to 2480 and encodes 278 amino acids. The record is from RefSeq and is a predicted model, not a curated record. Gene Ontology annotation, molecular function: carbohydrate binding. The transcript is spliced from 2 exons. Lineage: Eukaryota; Metazoa; Arthropoda; Insecta; Diptera; Culicidae.
CGGCUGGUGUACGCUCUCGCCGAUACGCAAUAUGGUGCACGGUACUUACACACAUCAAAGUGAAACAAAGCACAAUGGACCGUGAAAACAAUGGUUGGAAAACUUUGCAAAGUUUUGGCAGCAACAUUUGUUCGGGUCAUUGUGGGCGCCUUCGUUAUCAAAAGGCGAAGCAGCGCGUAACACCAGCGCCAAACUUUUCCACGCGCAUGUUUGAUGUAUUCAACGGAAAUCGUGCUAAAGCCGAGGGUGUAAUAAAUUGCGUAAAGGGUAUGGGUUAAGGGACGAGGCCGGUGCGGUAACAUGUAAGUUCGUGAUUGUUGUACGUCGAACUGUUUCCGGGUACAGUUGGGAAUGGGAGGGAAGAAUUUUCUAUCCAAUUUGUUUGAAGCUUUUCAGUGGUUAUGGUACAGGAGCUUUUGUUAUAUAUGGAGUGGUCAUAUCAUAUCACAUGAAGUGAAAUAGCUUUCACAAAGCAUCCUCCAUAGAAAGUCCUUUCAAUAUGUAUUUCAAAAGAAUUUCUAAUUAAAUAUCCCUCCACAGAGAAAACUUGUGAAUGUGAACCAUGUUAAAUUUCCAACAUGACCAACCAAAAGUUUAUAUAAAUUAUAAUAAAUAAACGUAACAAUACCCAAACAGAAUUAUAAAUAAAGCACACUUUAGUUUUAGCAGAAGAACUUGAUUGCUUGAAGGGUUUCAGCGUGUGCCACCUACCGUAAAGAGCCUCUCUAUUAACACCUUCACAGCACGGGCAGCACGCCGGACAAACAUUUCAAACCCACCGCCUCAUCUUAUAAUGAAAUAAUUGAAUUCGAUUAAAAGCGUGCGCACGCCAUUAAAAUAAUUUUAAUGGUUUGGAGUUUUUCUGGCGUAAUUACUUUUAAAUUCCGCACCCGCAACCAAUCAUCGGGUCCGAAAAGCGAAAUGGCCUCCGUCGCCGGGGGAACUUCGGAACCGGCUGAAGCCCUCUGGUGUCAUGAGGGCUGAGGCCUUUCACCGGAAGUGGGAAAAAUCCUGUGCGAUAAUGAAUUUUUAAGCUACCGCAGUCUUGGCAAAACCGGGUCGGCGAAACGAAACGGGAAGGAUUUGGGGCAAGGAACAGAAUUCACGGGAGAUGAAUUGUGCUGGUGAAAUAAAUUAUUGUUUGCUUAAUUACUUUCUGCAGCACAAGACACACCAGUGCCAGCGGCAAAUGGGAUGUGCUAAUGGUCGUAACGGGAAACGGACCGGAUAGUUCCGUGAACCAUUCCGAUAAGUUUGUCACGCAGCCGGGUGGGGAUGUAGUUUUCUCAAUUUAAAAGAACGAUUCUACAUCAUGGCGGAUGGUGCAAGAAAUUGGUAACAACUUGCUUCUUAAUUAAUUUAUUCUAACUUCUAUUAAUUGAUCGAACGACAGCCGCUUUCCGACAAGCGCAUCAAGCGGCAAGCAAACAGAAAGAAAUAAAACAUGGAAACCGUGAGCGGGAAUUGAACGUUAGGAAGCGCUCGCGACGCAGUUUUGCGAUAAGAAUUGAAAAAGGAGAGCAAGAACCACUUUGAACCACACAUUGGACACCAUCACACAAUAGUAUGGAGGCAUUUCAAUUCACGCAACAAAGUGCUACGUUUGCAUACUACUUCUUUUCCAGCAGAUAACGCCACCAACAAUGGUUCGGUGUCUAUAUCUUGUGAUUUUAUUGGGGACGCUUUUUCGAUUGUCCCAUGCCGGUUUCAUGGACUGGUUGCGUGGAGACAACGUGGACGAACAGUGGGGUCACAAGGUAGGUAGAAUUUAUGUGGAAGUCCUCUCGCCGAAAGGCAUCCGCCUGUGGACAGCGUACAAUCCCGACACAGAGCUGCUGGGUGUGGAGCUGUACGUGAAGUACUACGGUGGAAGUACGGAAGCACUCGAGUGUGGCCUUUGCCAGAACGUUACCGAACCGGUGGAUGGGAAGUUUAUGUUGGAGAGUGCGAACUUGGUGGCCCGCUUCGGGGAUGUUCUUCAGUACUACAUCAUAACGUUCGACGGCGUUACAACGAAGCGACAUGCCGUAAGGCGAAUGUUUGUGCGAGAGGAGCUUAUCAAACCGAACGAUCGAUGUGUCUGCCCUGAACGUGAGCUGCCGGGGCUUCUACGUGUUGCACCGACGGCUGAGGUGGACCUACUCGAGCGCAUGAUACUGCGUGCACUGAGCAAUGGAAGCCGUCACUGUGAAUCGAUCUCUAACUGGCUCGUGUUACGGGCGGAACCACGCAACGAACAGGCCGAUUUGCUUGAGUACGUGCGAACCUAUCUCGAUCUGUUGCUGUUGCGAGCGAAAUGGCUCACACUGGAAACAGGUGGCAGCGGUUGGACAAGUGCACGACCAUCGGCAUUGGUUGUGGAGGCGGAAGAUCAUGCGAAUGGAAUUGCAUUCCGGGUGAGAUCUACUAUGGUGAAGCUGCAAAUGUUGGAUCUUAUGAGUUUCAGCGGCGUGAUAGAGGACUACGAUGGUGUUUUAUAGGUGUUAAAUGCAAUAUUAGGGUUUAGGGCAGGUUUGGAGAUAUAGUAAAAGGAAUGGAUAUGGGUUGUAGAACAUAACAUAGAACCUUUUUUUAUUAAAGGAUUAAGAUCCAGGAUAAAAGAAUUGCCAAAUAGAUUUCAAGAAUUCAAAUAAGAUUGAUGGAACUUUCAAACUUGAAACCAACUUUGCAGAAUCAUAAAUGAAGGUUUUAAAUAUACUUCAUAAAUUCUGGAGCUACUAAUACUAAACUAAUAGGGAAAAUAUAUAUUUUUUACAUAUGAAUGCUCUGUGACUGCCCUAGACAUUAAUUCCACAAAUGUGUUUGUCAAAAUGUGCUUUUCGUUUUCUGUUGGAACAGUUUGUUUAGUAAUGCGAGUAAAGUAAAAUAUGUUUAAAAACUCGGAAACAUUAAAACAUGAUAUUUCGCCUAAAUGUAGGCAAUCCGUUGAACUCUUGGAAUGUUUUAAAUUGUUUGACAACAAAUUUCAUUGUUUAACACAAAAUAAAUAGU